AUGAAUACAUAUAUAUCAUAUUUUAUUAUGACUAUUUCUUUUAACAUCCCCGCAAUGAAUACGCUCAGUUCCUCUAUAAACAAUACGAUAUCAAACUUGGAUGGUCUCGCGGAGCAUGCUAUAGUUACUAACAGUGAAACUUUUCCAUACAUGGUGGCGAUAUUGAAAAAAUCAGUUUAUAUAAGUGCUGGAGCUUUGAUUGACCAGAGCUGGGUCCUAACGGGCGCUGAUUCCUUGUUUAUGAUUAGAGAAACUACAAGGUUAAUACGAGUUCGUCUUGGCAGCGUUAAUUAUAAGGAAGGGGGUUAUCUAACUGGUAUUAAGUUCUUUGAAAUACAUCCUUAUUUCGAUGAUAGUAAGCCACUUUUUGACGUGGCGCUUAUAAAACUACCCCAUCCAGUGAGAAUGACCCCUAGUUUGAAUCCAAUAAGACUCCAAAAAAGGUAUCGUGAUGUGAUUCCACCUCAUUUCACGGUAACCGCAUGGCCGAGACGGGGCAGAAAUACCUCAGGUCAUUGGGAAUCUCUAGAGGAUAUCAAACGACGAAGAUUGUUAUCUGUAACUCAUUUGCAUCCUUUGGACCCUGAGCAAUGUUCAGAUGACCUCGAUACUUGGGUGCCAGAUUUUAAUAAUAAGAAAUUGAUCAUGUGUCUUGAGCCACCUAUUAAUGGUGACCCUUGUGAGAGAGAUAUAGGUGCUCCGGUUGUUCUCAAUGGGAUUCUAUGGGGCGUGAUAUCGUCUUGGAAGUCUGAAGAUUGUGAUGUUGAUGGUGAUUCCAUAUUUAUGUCUCUAGUUUCAGCUGUAGAGAUCAGCUCCUGGAUUCAUUCCACUAUUCAUUCACAUAGAUGGACGAAGAAACACACUAUAGAUUACGAUGAUAACUUCAUUUGA
This is a messenger RNA of Danaus chrysippus (African queen), 891 nucleotides long. The record is from the annotation of a GenBank genome assembly. Lineage: Eukaryota; Metazoa; Arthropoda; Insecta; Lepidoptera; Nymphalidae.